CACCAACGUGGGUUGCAUUCCUGAGCUGACAAAACAGUAAUAACUGCAGAUUUGUCACCUAUAUAAGAUUUUUCUCUUGUUGAAAGAAAAAUACCCAAAAUGUCGGAAUCGCAGGAAAAUAAAGAUUGCAAAGGCGGCAAUACCACACGGGCUGCUAGCGUCAUCAAACGCUCAGCCGCUGGAAAUGUUUGUCCAAUAGAAGAUCUGGAUCGCGCUUGCGAUAUUACACAAGAUUCGGCUAACACAAACGCGCCAACAUCUGGACCCACAACAGGUGCGUCAAAUGAAGUUGUCGAAUCGGCCGUCGUCAUUCCAUCUCCGGCUUCUGACUUCCAGCAGCCGGCUCGCAUCAUGACACGCUCACGUAGACCGUUAGAGAAUGCUGCCACCGCUGGCCAGCAAAGCCUGAAUGAAAUGCGCCCGCCACGUACCCCCUCCCGUCAGGGCAUGACUUUUGUGCAAGAUACUCAUGUGAACGAGGCACCUAGGAGAGGCGUGAGAAGUCUUCCUACUUCACCAGAACCAAUGGACACCGACGCUGUAAUUACGGUUGUUCCAGAAAGUGACGGAGACUCAAAACAUGAAUCCUCUGCCAACAAUAAAUCAUCAAUUCGUAGCAACAUUACCACGCGCUCAUUUAGCACAAUUAGAAGACUAGGUGACACUGUUGCAAAUGCAUCUGGACGCGAAGAACGUGUCGGGCGCGAUAGACGAGUAAUGCGAAUCAAACAGUCUCUGAGAAACAGCUCGUCCAGUAAUAAUCCUAUUUUUGUGCGCCGAACGCACGGCCGCCACAGCCGGACCUUACGUUCUAAUCUACGGAAUAUCAUUGACGGCAGUAUGGGUUCCCUAAAACCUACACCGAUACCGACUAUUAUUAAUACCUAUCGAGGUAAACGAGAUGCUCAGAAAGCCGACACCUCCCGAGAUAGAAAGACAAAAACGAGGAACAUACCAAUUGCUUCGGGCACAUCCGAGCCUAUUACCAGCGCAGCAACCAUCACUUCUGACCAUUCCACGAGUUCAACUGCCAUCGCCGCAGAUCCUGUGAUACAACAGAUUGACACUUCUCACUCCAACCCACACCCAACAACAGAAUCAUUCACGGCACAAAUGCCUACGAAAUCUCCAUCUGCAACUUCUACAUUGCAGACUAUCGCUCACAAUCAAGACAGUGCAACGUCUGUAGUGGUUGCCAACGCUUCCGAAUCCGGUACUACCGCUAUGCCACGCUCGACCAACGACGGAACCCAGGUCUUGUCUCAAGAAGCACUCAAAAUAGUUACGUUACCAGCAGACAUCACAUCUCAAGAGGAAAUAGUUGACCAAGCCACAAUUGAAAUACGCAGAGAUGACCAAAUAUCGAUUUCAUUUUCCGAGCUCCAUCCUGACGAUUCCAACGUCGCCGAAAAUGUCACGGUAUCCGAUAACAUUACGUGCAAUGAAGAUUCAGUGCCAGAUAUUACUGUGUCGACGAACGCAAGUGACGUCAUCAUGAUAUCAGACAACGUUGAUGUGCGCUCUUUAAGCCCAACGGUCUCCCUGCCGUCCAUGCCGUUACUAAGAACCACGCCAUCGCCCUCCGUUGAAUCCGAUUCUGCAACUGUGCAGCAAUUAUGCAGCGAUGACAUCACGUCGAAAUAUUCCUCAGAUAAUGGUGAGAAAGAAGAAAAGAAAGAUUAAGAGAACACUGUGUCGUCUCUUUCCGCUUUGGAUUUGAAGAUCUAUUGAAAUCAUCGAAUAUUUUGAUGACGAAUACCUGUUCUAAUAUUGAACAUUAUCUUUACGACAUUUAGCAUUACUCCUUGAACAUGACGAUAUUAUGUAUAGCAGCGUUUACCAAUACGCCUACUGACGUUUCCAUAGUACUAUUUCUGUCAACAUAAUAAAUGUUUAUACCCUGUAUUGAACGUCCCUACCGUAUAAUUCAUUGUGUCUAUAUUGAUAAUAUAAAUUAUGCAUUAACAAUAAUAUCUUAGGUUAAAUCUUGAAAUGCAUUAUUCUGAUCUCCGUAUUAUAAACUCUAAUAGCAUGAAAGUUUUGUUGGUGGUAGGAUAUAUUUUAUAUCCGCCUGGAUAGCGAUUAUCGUACACAAGGUGUAAAACCCGCCAUAAUGGCUCACGUAGGUGUACCGCGUUCCGUCGUCAGCCUGUGCAU
Molecule: messenger RNA, 2157 nt
Organism: Manduca sexta (tobacco hornworm)
Lineage: Eukaryota; Metazoa; Arthropoda; Insecta; Lepidoptera; Sphingidae
Product: mucin-5AC
Exons: 2
Coding region: 100-1683 (527 amino acids)
Source: RefSeq, a predicted model, not a curated record